AUGAUAAGAAGGGCUAGCCGGGUUAGUGCUUUGAGAGGUAUUAUUCUUCCUAACAAGGGCCCCGUGCUCAGGCAUCUUCUUUACGCGGAUGAUUGUGUUUUGAUGGGUGAGUGGGCGAGCAAUAACAUUAAGAAUGUGGCGUUAUUACUUAGAUGUUUUUAUCUUUUCUCCGAUUUAAAGAUAAAUUUGAGGAGGUCUAGCAUUCUUGGUUUCGGCCUUGAGACAAGUGAGGUCGAAAUGAUGGCUUCGGUUCUGAAAUGCAAAGCGGGCGUGACUCCGUUUGUACAUUUAGGGGUAAUGGUUAGGGCUAAGAUAAGUAGGGUGGCAAAUUGGAAGUUCGUGUUCGAUAUUUUUGAAGCGCGCUUUUCGCUUUGGAAGGCCUCUAUGGGAGGGCGUGUGACCCUCAUAAAGGCGGUUUUAGAAAGUAUUCCUAAUUACUACUUGUCUCUCUUCAAGGCUCCAAUGUCGGUUCUUAAUGGUUUAGAAUCUAUCAAAAAACGAUUUUUAUGGGGUGGGGAUGCUAUAAACAGGAAACUUCAUUGGGUCGCGUGGGAUCGAAUGACCGCUCCUAUUGAUACGGGAGGUCCAGGCUUUCUAAAUUGA
Helianthus annuus (common sunflower) is the source of this 603-nucleotide messenger RNA. RefSeq lists its product as uncharacterized. Lineage: Eukaryota; Viridiplantae; Streptophyta; Magnoliopsida; Asterales; Asteraceae. The transcript has a single exon. The record is from RefSeq and is a predicted model, not a curated record. The coding region runs from base 1 to 603 and encodes 200 amino acids.